AUGAAAUUCUCAUAUAUGGUUCUCAAGGGGGGAGUUUCCUUGGUUACCUAUCUCAAUAAAGUUUAUGAUUGGUUCGAAGAACGUCUCGAGAUUUAGGCAAUUGCAGAUGAUAUAACUAGUAAAUACGUUCCUCCUCAUGUCAACAUAUUUUAUUGUCUAGGGGGAAACACUUGUUUUUUAGUACAAGUAGAUACGGGGUUUGCUAUGGCUUUUUACUAACGUCCGACCGUUACUAAGGCUUUUGCUUCUGUUCAAUACAUAAUGACUGAAGCCAACUUCGGUUGGUUAAUCCGAUCAAUUCAUCGAUGGUCGGCAAGUAUGAUGGUCUCAAUGAUGAUCUUGCAUGUAUUUCAUGUAUAUCUUACCGGUGGAUUUAAAAAACCUCGCGAAUUGACUUGGGUUAUAGGUGUGGUUCUAGCUGUAUUGACCAUAUCUUUUGGUGUCACUAGUUAUCCCUUACCUCGGGACCAAAUUGGUUAUUGGGUAGUAAAAAUUGUAACAGGCGUACCUGAAGCUAUUCUUGUAAUAGGAUCGCCUUUGGUAGAGUUAUUAAGCGCAAGUGCUAUGGGACAAUCCACUUUAACUCGUUUUUAUAGUUUACACACUUUUGUAUUACCUCUUCUUAUUGCUGUAUUUAUGUUAGUGCAUUUCCCUAUGAUACGUAAACAAGGUAUUUCUGGUCCUUUAUAUAAAAGAUAG
This is a messenger RNA of Malania oleifera, 699 nucleotides long. Its product is annotated as cytochrome b6. Gene Ontology annotation, biological process: respiratory electron transport chain. Gene Ontology annotation, cellular component: membrane. The record is from RefSeq and is a predicted model, not a curated record. Lineage: Eukaryota; Viridiplantae; Streptophyta; Magnoliopsida; Santalales; Ximeniaceae. Gene Ontology annotation, molecular function: electron transfer activity.